UGUUUCCCCCUGACAAUGAGCUGCAGAGACACAAGGGGGCGCUCCAGUGCCAGUGUCUGACAGACUCACAUAAAGCGCAGCCCCUGAGGCAGCAGCAGCAGCAGAUCGUUAUCAGUCACAGGCAGGAGAGCAGCAAAUCGUGGGAGACUCCAUGGAUUCAAAAUAUUGCGUCUGGAUGCGACACACAUGGAGCUGGUUACAAGUGUAAAUAAGGCGCAGGUCGGCACAGCUUGAGGCGGAUCCAGUUGUCAGUGGAGUAUGAGGCGGAGUACAGGGGCUGCUGCUGCGGAGGGAUCUCACUUCUACACUCGGCCGAGCACAGCAAUGGGCUUCCCUCUCACACCGCCCUAGUGGUCCAGUCCUGCUGCAGCUGUGUAUAUAGUCAUAUAUAGGUGUAUACAGGUGUAUAUGUCUGUGUGAUACAAUGGGAGGCACGUGCCACUGGGAUCCCUGAGGAGACGCCGGGGAAUAAGCGACAGAAGAGACAACUCGGGGAGGUUAAUGACAAUGGGGUCGCUCUGUUACUUGUUCUUCUUCUUUCUGACUUGGGGCAGCGCCGUUGCACAGGGGGAGUAUUGUCACGGCUGGCUGGACGCAGCAGGGAACUACCAGGCCGGUUUCCAGUGUCCGGAGGACUUUGACACAGUCGACGCCACAAUCUGUUGCGGAACUUGCGCCCUGCGGUUCUGUUGCGCGGCCGCGGACGCUCGUCUGGAACAAGGAAGUUGCACCAACGACCGAGAAGUGGAGAGAUCUGGAGUCAGUGCGCAGCCGGUUUAUGUUCCAUUUCUCAUCGUUGGCUCCAUAUUUAUUGCGUUCAUCAUCGUGGGAUCGCUGGUGGCCGUCUACUGUUGCACGUGCCUCAGGCCUAAGCAAACGUCCCAACAACCAAUGAGAUUCACCUUGCGCACUUACCCCCCAGAGACUCUCCCCAUGAUUCUGACCAGUGGUAACCUGCGAACUCCAUCCAGGCAAUCCAGCACAGCUACCAGCUCCACCUCAACUGGAGGCUCUGUACGGAGACUGUCCUCUUCCAGAGCUGACCCUGGCUACCUGGUUUCCUCUCCUCCUCCUCCUUACUCCUCAGCGCACUCCAUCCAUUUAAACCCAUCCUCCACAUUCCUGCUGUCAAACCAAUACUUUUCUUACCCGCUGCAGCCUGAAGCUAUUGCCAAUAAGAGCUGCCCGGAUUUCCGACAGAGCUAACAGAAUCCCAGAAGACACUGACUUCUAUUCUAGCGCAUUGUUAUGGGGAGAACAAGUAACUUUCCUACAGCCCUUCAGAACUAUGGAAUAUUGUGAAUUUAUUUCAAGAGUCAGAACUGAUACAGUGGGCAAAUGGUAAACAUUUUUUUAUUUGGGACAUAUUUACUAUCAAUGGUUAUAAUUUCUCACUCCUAGUAUGUUAUUUAUAUUAAUAAAAAAAAGUCACUAC
This is a messenger RNA of Xenopus laevis (African clawed frog), 1435 nucleotides long. It is a transcript of the gene shisa3.L, whose product is annotated as shisa family member 3 L homeolog. The transcript is spliced from 2 exons. The record is from RefSeq and is a predicted model, not a curated record. Bases 502 to 1206 code for a protein of 234 amino acids. Gene Ontology annotation, cellular component: membrane. NCBI's taxonomy places the organism in Eukaryota, Metazoa, Chordata, Amphibia, Anura, Pipidae.